Messenger RNA from Formica exsecta, 1134 nucleotides. RefSeq names its product rRNA-processing protein UTP23 homolog. Gene Ontology annotation, cellular component: small-subunit processome; nucleolus. The record is from RefSeq and is a predicted model, not a curated record. Lineage: Eukaryota; Metazoa; Arthropoda; Insecta; Hymenoptera; Formicidae. Bases 198 to 947 code for a protein of 249 amino acids. Gene Ontology annotation, molecular function: small ribosomal subunit rRNA binding. The transcript is spliced from 3 exons.
AAUGUCACCUAUGUGCACUGAACGUUGUUUUAUCUUCGUUAUUUACUGAAAGUUGAACAAAGAUAGAACGACGCUCGUGUGCACACGGAUGACGUUCUCGAACACACCCCAGCUAUGCUAAUUUGUGUGCGAUAGGUAGAGCUAGGUUAUAUAUACCUCUUGAAUAAUUUUUGAAAAAGUUUAGUUGAAAUUUGAAAAUGACUUUACGAAAUAAAAAAGCUCGGAGAAAUCUUGGAUUUUAUGUAAAUAAUUACAAAUUUCGUCAACCAUUUCAAAUUCUUAUUGAUGGUACGUUUGCAUUCGCGGCAUUACAGAACAAAUUCAACAUACAGGAGCAACUUAAAAAAUACUUUCAGUCUGAAUUAAAGCUAUUGACAACACCAUGUAUCAUUUCUGAAACUGAAAAACUUAACAUUAAUGGUGCCACACAAAUAGUGAAACAAUAUGCUGUACAUAAAUGUGGACAUGAAAAGAAAUCAAUAAGCGGUUCAAAAUGUUUACUAUCUAUGAUACGAAAAAAUAAUAGUUCAAGAUAUAUUAUUGCAACACAAGAUCGAGAGCUUCAAGAUAAGUUGAGGCUAAUUCCAGGAGUUCCUUUAAUUUAUUUACAUGGAAAAACGCCUACACUAGAAUCUCCUUCGGAAGCAAGUCGUAAAUGCGCAGAAGUUAUGCAAAAAGAUUUAGGUAUGACUACUUGGCAAAAAGAAAAUAUAAAAGUAUUACAAGAGCAAGUGGGAAUAGUGCAAGAAAAAUAUGAUAAAUUAAAGAAAAGGAAGAAAAUUGGAGGACCAAAUCCACUUAGUUGUUUGAAAAAAAAGAAAAAACCAGAAAUAAUAUCGAGCAAAAACGGUACAAAAUCUGGUAAAAUCAGAAAAAGAAAGAUUAAAAUAGCACCACACAUUAAAGAGGCUUUAGUAACAGAAUUGAAGAAUAAACGUAGGGCAUAGAACUGUAUAGGAAUCAUGCAAAUUUUGAACAAUCCAUGAAUAUAAUAUACAGGAAGUAAAUAUGUUAAAAAAAAAAAAAAAUCAUGUGAUAAUUGAAAAAAACAAGAAAAAAAUACUUCAUUAUAUACAAGAUACAAUAUUUGUUGUAUCUGUAUGUUGAUGUAAGAAAAUAAAGCAUUUAUUUAAA